Molecule: messenger RNA, 7317 nt
Organism: Cladocopium goreaui
Lineage: Eukaryota; Dinophyceae; Suessiales; Symbiodiniaceae
Source: the annotation of a GenBank genome assembly
AUGUCUACGUCGACGAUGGUGGUGUCAGAUGCGGAGUUUUUGCCUUCCAGGAACGAAAGGCGUGGCCAAGUUGGACAGACCGCCACAAAACUGCACAUCAUGGACAUCUUGAAGAACCGUGGUGAGUCCGCGACACCCUUCAAGGUCCAGCAGGAGAUCGCCAUGCCACCAGAAGCACCAACCGACUUCGCGGUUGGUCUGCACCUCAGUGAGAAGCACGGAGUGGUCUUUAUGAUCACGAAGGCCGGAUUCCUUUUCAUGUUCGACAUUGGAACCGGCACGAUGCUGGUGCGCUCUAGGGUCUCUCAGGAGACAGUCUUCAUCACCGUUGGCAGCGCACUGACCGGCGGCAUCAUCUUCGUGAACAAGCGGGGUGCAGUGAUGAGUGCUAAGGUCAAUGAGACAGCGAUCGUCAAUUACAUUAUGAACCAGCUGGUGCAGAUUCCAAACCGCCAGGACAUUGCCUUCACCAUGGCAAGACGUUUUGGUUUGCCCGGUGCUGAUGAGUUGUUUCAACGCCAAUUCAAUCAGCUCUUUGCCUCCGGCGACUACAAGGGUGUGGCGCUCAGUCACGGUGCUGCUCUCAUUGCAGCCCAGUGCAAGAGCGGUCUGUUGCGCACCCCACAGACCAUUCAGCAGUUCAAGAGUGUGCAGGCACCCCCAGGACAGUCCUCGCCCAUCCUGCACUAUUUCUCCACUUUGUUGGAACACAACAAGCUCAAUGCCCUUGAGUCUGUGGAGUUGGUUCGGCCUGUUGUGCAGCAAGGCCGGCGUGAACUCAUUGAGAAGUGGCUGAAGGAAGACAAGUUGGAGUGCACUGAGGAGCUGGGUGACAUCGUGCGACCUUUGGAGACGAAGUUCGCCCUCUCCAUCUACCUGAGGGCUCAGAUUCAUCAGAAGGUGAUCCAAUGCUUCGUCGAGCUGGGGCAGAUUGAUCAGAUUGUGGCAUACGUGAAGAGAGUUGGAUAUCAGGCUGAUUACACGCAGCUCCUUCAGAACAUGGUUGCCACAAAUCCAGAGGGUGCCACCAACUUCGCAAAGAGUCUCUUGGAGGGCCAAAAUGGUGUGCCGCUCAUCGACAUCAAUCAGGUGGUGAAGGUCUUCAUGGACCAGAACCGCCUGCAGGAAACGACUUCCAUCUUGCUGGACGCUCUCAAGGCGAACAAGCCGGACCAAGCCCACUUGCAGACGCAACUACUGGCUAUGAACUUGCAGCAAGCACCAAAGGUUGCCGAGGCAAUCCUUCAAAUGAACAUGUUCACCCACUAUGACCGGGCAUACAUUGGCCAGCUGUGUGAGAAAGCUGGCCUCAUGCAGUGGGCCAUGGAGCACUACACUGACGGGACUGACUUGAAGCGAGUGAUGAUGCACGCACAUCAGAUGACGCCAGAGUUCUUGAUCCAGUACUUCUCCCGCUUGUCACCUGAGACGGCGCUCGAAUGCCUCACCGAUCUCAUGCGCCACAACCGACAAAACUUGCAGGUUGCAGUGAAGGUUGCUAUCCAGUAUCACGAGCAGAUUGGGGCGGUGAAGAUCGUGGACAUGUUUGAAAGCUUUGGCUCCAAUGAAGGAAUAUUCUACUUCCUCGGUGCGAUUUUGAACACCAGCACCGAUCCUGACGUGCAUUUCAAAUAUAUCCAGGCAGCAAGCCGAGUUGGCAACAUGCAGGAGGUGGAGCGUGUGUGCCGGGAGUCGCAAGUGUAUGACCCGACUGCCGUGAAGAACUUCCUCAAAGAGGCGAAGUUGCCGGACCCGCGGCCAUUGAUCUAUGUGUGCGAUCUGCACGAUUUUGUGGAGGAGCUGACAGACUAUCUCUACAAGAACUCCUUGAUGAAGUACAUUGAGGUUUACGUCGUGAAGGUCAACCCACUGAAGUGCCCACAGGUGAUUGGAAGCCUCAUCGACCUGGACUGCUCAGAGGAUUUCAUUAAGACUCUGCUGCAGAAUGUCCGAGCAGCAUGUCCAGCUGAGCCUUUGGUGGAGCAGAUCGAGAAGAGGAAUCGCCUUCGUUUGAUCUUGCCAUGGCUUGAAGCUCGUGUUGCCGAAGGAAAUCAGGAUCCUCAUUUGCACAAUGCCAUGGCAAAGAUUCUGAUCGACACCAACCGCGAACCAGAGAACUUCUUGAAGACCAACGCUUUCUACGACUCCAAAAUCGUGGGCAAGUACUGCGAGGAUCGUGAUCCUCACCUGGCAUACACAGCCUACAAGCGUGCCUGGGGUUCCUGCGAUGAGCAAUUGGUGGACGUGACCAACCGCAACGGCCUCUUCCGACUGCAAGCAAGGUAUUUGGUGGAGCGCCAGAGCCCAGACCUCUGGGCCUUAGUCCUGACGCCUGACAACCAGUACCGUCGCAACGUCAUUGAUCAAGUGGUCAGCACUGCAUUGCCGGAGUCCACGAACGCAGAUGAGGUUUCUGCAACUGUCAAAGCAUUCAUCAGUGCGGAUCUUCCAACUGAACUGAUUGAGCUGUUGGAGAAGAUUGUGCUCCACAACUCCGACUUCAGCAAGAACAGGAACUUGCAGAACCUGCUGGUCCUUACGGCAAUCAAAGCUGACAAGGCACGUGUCAUGGACUACAUCAACCGCCUGGACAACUACGAUGGUCCAGAGAUUGCCAAGAUCGCCCUGGGCGAUCCUUAUGGCCUCUAUGAGGAGGCAUUUCUCAUCUACAAGAAGUGUGGGCAGAAUGCAGAAGCCAUGGAUGUGUUGCUGGAGAACAUCAACUCGCUGGAGAGGGCACAGGAGUUCGCCGCACGCAUCAACGACAAGACGGUCUGGUACAAGCUGGGCAAGGCACAGCUGGAGAACGGCAGUGUGCCUGAGUCAGUCGACUCCUACCUGAAGUCCGAGGAUGCCACUGAUUAUCUCGAAGUCAUCCAGGCAGUGUCUGCUGUCUCCUGCGUCAUGGCCAUGGCUUUAUCUUCGCUGCGCUGUCACCGGGUCGCCCGGGUCGCUGUGCCGCUGCGAAGUAUCUUGCCACGUGGCGCCCAACUCGCCCACCGGCGAUGUUUGAGCAUCCAGGUUGCGCUUCUUGCUCUUUGCGCUGUGCUCUUCCCCUCGACUGUGCUACUGAAGGUGGAUCCUCAGUAUCCUGGCACUGCUGUGGAGCGUUUGCAGGGAAUCCAUCUCCGCGUGAAGACUUUGAGCAAAGAGGAGCUCAGUGGCGAUUGGCAGGAGGUACGCCGUCGUUUGCUAUGGGCUGGUGGACUUCGAGAUUUACCAGAUGUCCCACCGGGCCAAGGCUGCACUGCGCAUUCCUUCAAUGAUGACACGCAUUGCGAUCUCACAGCCAUGCUUGGUGAAGUUUCUCACAACCAGAACGAUGGCAACAUUGAGGGCAUUGCCACUGGCAACCUUCUUGGGCCAGGAAUCCAGGUGGCUUCUUUGCCCGAAUUGGGCCCGGGGGGUUCCUGGAGCACUUGCAUCAAUGGCUGCAACUUUGAGCCACCGCAGGAUGUUGCACAUGUCCAGUUUCGAUCCAGGGUGGCCUUCAAGCUGGUGUGGUGUCCACCUGACUUCAAGAAAUUCGUGUUGGUAGAUGAUGAAGGUGAGUACUUGGCCCAUGGUGAGCCAACUGGAGAGCUACCAAAUGAGUUCUGGAGGAAAAGAAACUAUGAGCUUGUUCGCGGUGGAAGAUAUGCUCGUGUCGCUGAGAGCUUCAAGGAGGCAGCCGAACGUGAAGAGAAUUAUGAAGAGCUGGUGCGAUACCUCACGAUGGCACGAACCAAGGUGAAGGAUUCGCAGAUUGAUGGUGAGCUCGUGUAUGCCUAUGCCAAGACUGAGCGCCUGAGCGACAUGGAGGAGUUCAUUAGCGGAACCAACACAGCCAACAUCCAGGCAGUUGGCGAUCGCCUCUAUGAUGAGAAGUUCUACAAGGCUGCGAAGAUUUUGUACGCCUCCAUCCCGAACAAUGGGCGCUUGGCCUCCUGCCACGUGCAGCUCGGAGAGUACACGCAGGCGGUGGAGGCAGCGAAGAAGGCCAACAAUCCAAAGACCUGGCAGGAGGUGAACUUGGCCUGUGUGAAGGCUGAACAAUUCCGCUGCGCAGAGAUUGCCGGCCAGCACAUCAUUGCAGGGUGCUUGGAUCCUCUCACCAAGUCCAUGUGUAGCUAUGAAUCCUAUGACAAAUACAACGGGCUGCCCGGGCUUGUGCGAUCUGAGGUUCAUCCCGAUCAUCUCGAAGAGAACGCAGUGCUCAAUUCCAAGAUUUCCAAGGCCUUGAUGCAGCUGUUGGAGUCAGGCCUUGGCAAUGAGCGUGCCAACCUUGGCCGGGGGCUGCAUGGCCGCAUGGGUGCUAGAGCAAAGCUGGUGGCAGUGUGUGGCCGUACGCGCAAUGAGACGGACUCCACCAUUGACACAGCGGAUGAGGACAGUACCACUGACGGAAACGAGGAAUGUGAGGAUCUGGAGCUUCUGAGCUGCCCAAGUCCCACGUCUGACGCAGGCUUGCUGGUAUUCCUGUGCAUUGCCUGCGGCUGUUCCUGCCAAGCGCCCUAUGAAGUGUUGAACACGAAGGCAGGCACUGUUGACAAAGGUUGCGCGCAUUUGAUCAGCUUGGCUGAACACAUCUUUGGCCUCGUGGUCACGCUUCGUAGCGCUUUCAGAUCACGGCAGUUGCCGCUUCAGUGGCACAUCUGUCUUGCCGCAGGCUCAGUGGGCUAUACGCAGCUGCAGAACAUCGCCUUGGGCACACAGCUCCCGACGCUCGUGUUGAUCACCAUCAAGAAUGGCAAUUUGCUUGCCAAUGUCUUUCUUGGGAAGCUGUUGCUGCAUCGUCAAUAUGGCCUGCAGCAGCUCGUUGCUGUGGUGCUCCUCUCUCUUGGACUCAUUCUUGUGUCGUUGGCGGGAGCUGUUGGUGACAAUACGACCGAGAAUGGGCACAGCUGCGUACUAGGGAUCAUCUUGCUGGCUGGCGCUCUUCUUAGCCGUGCAGCUGGCGGACUUGUCCAGGAACAGCUCUCACGCACACGGACAGUGCCGGUUGAGGAGCUGCUCUUCUUUCGCAGCCUCUUGGGCUUGCCGGCAGUUCUGCUCCAAUACAAAAGCAUUUCAACACACAGCCGCCAGUGGUUCGCAGGCGAAAUCAUGUUUGGAUGGCCGGGACCAUGGGUGCUGCUGGCAUUGAAUACAGUCAUGGACUAUGUGACGCGCGUUGGCAUCACACUUUUGAUCGAGCGAACAUCUGCUCUCACCGCGAACCUCGUCCUUACUUUCCAGCGCUUUGUUUCCUUCAUCAUAUCUGCAGUGCUUUUGAGCCCGGAGCUGCCGUCCAAGUCUUUGUGGCUGGGCGCUCUGGUGGUGCUUGCAGGGACAUUGCUCUAUGCAGUAGCACCUGCGGAUGUGAAAGGCUCUCCCAAGGUGGGCGUUUUGUGGAGGUGCGUCCGGCACAGCCUGACAGAGAUGACUUCGCAAAUGCAGAAAUUGCUUCGCUCGGAUUCCGGAUGUAAAGGAAUUCCAGAGCAAGAUCAGGAGGUCGCCCUUCAACGUGCAUUGCGAUGUUUGGGAUCCCAGGUCUGGGCCAAGCAGCUGAGUUCAGAAGCAGAGUCAACAGGGUCCCCUGGUCGCGACCCGAUGCGACCCGAUGCGGUUGGUUUGAGGUACAAGCCAAAGAUGCUGAUGGACUUCAUCAAGAUGAACGUGCAGAAGUUGAACAUCCCAAAGCUCAUCCAUGCAUGCGAGAGGCACUAUCACUGGGAGCAUGCGGUGUUCCUCUACACGCACUAUGACGAGUAUGACCAGGCGGCAAACACCAUGAUGGCUCACAGCCCAAUUGCGUUUGCCCAUGACCAGUUCCUGAUGAUCAUGCAGAAGGUGUCCAACAUGGAGCUGUACUACCGAGCAGUACAGUUCUACCUGGAUGAGCAGCCGCUGCAGUUGAACUCACUCCUGAGCACGAUUACACCAAAGGUCGAUCACGCUCGAGUUGUUCAACAGGUCAAGAAGGCUGGCCAGUUGCCGCUGAUCAUGCCCUACAUGAAACAGGUGCAACAGCACAACAUCGCGCCAGUGAAUGAGGCCAUCAAUGACAUCUACGUGGAUGGUGAGCAGUACGAGGAGUUGAGACAAAGCAUCGAGGAGACAACUUGCUGGUGCAUGAUGCCGGGUUCGUCCGCUGCUCCAUGCGUGCGCGGAGCACCAGUGGGUGGCACACCUUUGCGCAGUUCUCGCACGGAGUUUCUCAACAGCUUCCGCUGGGCAGCGCGGGGCAGAGGAGCACCAAACGAGUUGGUUACAGCAUUGGGUGCUGCGGCUCAUGAGUUACCCUUGCCACCACCUUGGAGAGAGGAGAUUAGUCCCAGCAGAGCGGUCUACUUUUGGAAUCCUUCCGGCAAGUCCAGUUGGGAGCAUCCGUUGAUGGAUGUUUUCCUCCAGGUGUUGGACACUGUGAUGCAGAUCAUCCGCGACUGCCUAUCAGCUAGUGAUUUGGCAUCAGCCCUGUCGGCCCAUUUGAGAUGCGCAGAUGAAGAAGCUGUAAGAGCGCUUGAAGGUUGGUCACAGCAAGAGCAAGGUGAUUCCCAGUACUUCUACAACGCCUUCACCGGUGAAAGCAGUUGGGAAAAUCCUGCCGAGGUAGCCCAGCACAAGCUUCAUGCGCAGUAUUGGUUGUUGGCACACUUCGUGCAGCACUUCUAUGGGGAUAUGGCUCUCAGCUCUGAAGGCCGGAGCUUUCUCACUGCGCUGAGAGAGCGAGUGGAUUUGCCCGACGAGGUGAAGGACUACGCUGCCUGGAUCCAGGCAUCAGUCGCCAGCAGCUCCCCUGCACCGCCUGCGCUGUGGCAAGUGCCCACCCCCCUGCGACGGACGCGGCCUCCACUGCCGCCUCUGACUGCUCUGUCACUGAAAGUGGAUGCGGCGCCGAUGGAGCCGAACCUGGCAUUUCUGGUGCGCGCACCGGCAGUCGCUGUGCCCGAGAGCGAGGCCUGCUUGAGACGUGCUCAAUCUGCCGGUCAACUUGAGGGGGCAACCAGGAAACGAAGGCAUCCACCACUGACCAAGUACCCUUUGCGACGGUCAUUGCUAAUUUGGAAGCCAGUGGCAGAAGACGAGCUGAAGAACGCAAGCCUUCAGGCAAGGCGUGCUCAAACAGGACCACUAUAGCUGCAAGCCUUGCACUGCACACAGCCGUCCGAGCAGGGUUAAGUGGAACAUAGUGAUUAGCAGCAAGAAACCUCAAUAUUAUACUGAGCUACACUGUGUUCAAGGGGUAAAAUGAUGGCACUUGUACAUUCUCAGAAGGCAUACUGGCCUGACAACUCGACUCUGGGUGCUCUUGUCUAGAUCCAGAGGACAUGCAAGUGCACUUCCGCUACCACUGUG